Messenger RNA from Cucumis melo (muskmelon), 1547 nucleotides. RefSeq names its product glycerophosphodiester phosphodiesterase GDPD3. The record is from RefSeq and is a predicted model, not a curated record. Gene Ontology annotation, molecular function: phosphoric diester hydrolase activity. Bases 249 to 1409 code for a protein of 386 amino acids. Lineage: Eukaryota; Viridiplantae; Streptophyta; Magnoliopsida; Cucurbitales; Cucurbitaceae. Gene Ontology annotation, biological process: glycerophospholipid catabolic process. The transcript is spliced from 8 exons.
AUCUAGCAAUAAUUUUUCCUUCUCUUUUCUUCAAAAUUCCCCAUUUUUCUCUCAUUUCUUCUUCUUCUUCUUCUUCUUCUUCUUCCUCAUCUUCCAUCAUCUUCCAUCAUCUUCCUUAACGCUAACGUCAAUUUUCGUCGUCUAUCUCGAAUUUUCUACCUUUGUCGGUCGCUGUUAGUUUCCCUUUUUCCUCUUCCUCUGAAUUCCCCCAAUAAUGCUGGCUCUACAUUCCCCCUUCCAAAUCUCCGAUGCCUCCACCACCGCUGAUCACCUCCUUACCCCCACCCCAUUUCCCCUUCCCCCCACCCCAAGAGGCUUACUUACCGGAAGAUCCCAAUGUACGGACGUCUAAAUUAUUGGUGAUUGGUCAUAGAGGAUGCGGGAUGAACAUCUUGCACUCCUCUGAUUCUCGUUUCAAAUUCAUGAAGGAGAAUUCCAUUCUGUCCUUCAAUGCGGCCGCUAAGUUUCCUGUUGAUUUCAUCGAAUUCGAUGUUCAGGUAACUAAAGAUGGGUGUCCUGUCAUUUUCCAUGACUGUUUGAUUCUUACCGAGGAAAAGGGUGUUAUUGUGGAGAAAAGAGUUACCGAGCUCAUGUUGGAAGAAUUUCUUUCAUAUGGGCCACAACAUGAUCCUAGGAAGGUAGGUAAACCGCUAUUUAGGAGGACAGUAGAUGGGGGAGUAUAUGAGUGGAAAGUUGAAAACGAUGCGCCGCUAUGCACGUUGCAAGAAGCUUUUGAGAAGGUUGAGCAUUCAGUUGGUUUUAAUGUAGAAUUGAAGUUUGAUGAUCUGCUAGUAUACGAAGAGGAGCAACUUUCUCAAAUGAUCCAACAAGUUUUACAGGUAGUGGAAAUGAAUGCCAAGGGCAGACCUAUUAUAUAUUCUAGCUUUAUACCUGAUGCUGCCCAAUUGGUUAAAAAACUUCAGAGCACCUACCCGGUAUUCUUCCUGACGAAUGGAGGGUCGAAAAUUUAUCCUGAUAUUAGAAGGAAUUCGCUAGAGGAAGCCAUUAACGUGUGUAUGGUGGGAGGUUUGAAUGGAAUUGUUGCCGAAGUCACAUCAAUUUUGAGAAAUCCUGCUGCAGUUGAUAAAAUUAGAAUUGCAGGACUCUCACUUAUAACCUAUGGCCAAUUGAAUAAUCUUCCGGAAGUGGUGUAUGUGCAACGUUUGCUGGGCAUUGAAGGAGUAAUUGUUGAUUUAGUACAAGAGAUCACGGAGGCAGUCUCUUCUACCAUCCCUUCUGAGCAGGAAGAGGGCUCGCGCGAGCAGCAAAUGGACGUGAAGGCUAGAACAAAACCCAACCUCUCCCAAAAGAGGGAUUGCUUUCUAAUGAACGGCGAGCAGGUAUGCUCACAGAACAUAAGUUUAAGUUCGCAUAUUGAUAAUAUAAUACAGCUUUAUCAAUGUAAAUAAGCAAUGAUCUUGAUAGCUGUGGCAUUCGACAUUGAUGACAUUAUUCAUGUUUAUCAAUGAUGUAGAUAGAACGUUGACAUUCUUACACUUUCUGUACAAUAAAAUGUAGAAAGAAAGACCAAACGUUGGUCUCUAGUA